Messenger RNA from Gastrolobium bilobum, 1160 nucleotides. Its product is annotated as probable cytokinin riboside 5'-monophosphate phosphoribohydrolase LOGL10. The transcript is spliced from 4 exons. NCBI's taxonomy places the organism in Eukaryota, Viridiplantae, Streptophyta, Magnoliopsida, Fabales, Fabaceae. Bases 66 to 980 code for a protein of 304 amino acids. The record is from RefSeq and is a predicted model, not a curated record.
CAUUGGACUGUUAGAACUUACAACGCUUGUGGUAUAACCUUCGUUGACGCCUUUUGGGAGUCUCAAUGAUGGGAUUCUCAAUGGCAGCUUCGUUGGGUUCCCAUAUUGUGCUGAGAGGCACUUGUGAAACAAGAAUCAAGUGCCAAUUAUUCCGCAGAACAGAGCAGAAUAGCGUUGGUUUCAAGUUCUCAAAACACAAGGCCAUUCCAACAGCAAUUUUUCUAUGCAAGCAAGAGUCAACUGAGUUGGACGAGAGGAAGAGCCCAAAUGAGGUUAGAGAAGAGAUCAAACAAUGUUAUGAACUCAUAAAAAGAUUAGGGAGAGGAGUUGUGUAUCUAGGUUCUUCAAGGAUGGGGCCCAGCCAUUCACAUCAUGUGCAAGCACAAGAGCUGGCUAAAGAGAUCGCAAAUCUUUUGGACUGCACUUCAUGGUCAGGGGCUGGACCAGGGCUAAUGGAUGCCGUUACUCAAGGUGCCCUACUAGCAGGAAGACCAGUUGGUGGAUUCAAGAUAGGAAAAGAAGCUGGGGAGUGGACAGCAUCUAAUUUCCAUCCGUACUUACCAUCAGAAAAUUACCUUACCUGCAGGUUUUUCUCUGCAAGGAAGCAUGGGCUGGUGGAUGCUGUAGUGAGGAACAAUGCAUUUGAUAAGACUGCUGUUGUUGCCCUUCCCGGUGGGAUUGGAACCCUAGAUGAGGUGUUUGAGAUACUAGCAUUAAUUCAGCUAGAACGGAUUGGAUCAAAGCUUCCUGUUCCCUUCGUGUUGAUGAACUAUGAUUCAUUUUAUUCAAAGCUUCUUGACUUUUUAAAUGUUUGUGAGGAUUGGGGAACUGUCUCUAAAGGAGAGGUUGCAUCAUUGUGGAAGGUUUGUAACAGCAACUCUGAAGCUUUAGCUUACCUGGCUGACUUCUACUGCAUUUCUUCCAGUGACACAAGUAAGAAUGUAACUAAAUUGUAUAGCACCCAUGAAUCACCCUCCUGAUAAGAAUUUUGCUUUCAUUUUUUUUUUUCUGAAUAUUAAGUAGUUGUUUUCUUUCUUAACAAAGCUUGAACUGCAUAAUAUUCUGUUAAACUAUGGUUGACGGUUGACAUGUGCAGUUGCAAAAUUCUAAUUGCAUACAAAUUUAUCUUCAGAUUCAUCUAUAGUCAUAUUUGUGAUUUG